Molecule: messenger RNA, 2688 nt
Organism: Helianthus annuus (common sunflower)
Lineage: Eukaryota; Viridiplantae; Streptophyta; Magnoliopsida; Asterales; Asteraceae
Product: probable cyclic nucleotide-gated ion channel 14
Exons: 7
Coding region: 340-2535 (731 amino acids)
Biological process (GO): monoatomic ion transport; transmembrane transport
Cellular component (GO): membrane
Molecular function (GO): monoatomic ion channel activity
Source: RefSeq, a predicted model, not a curated record
ACACUAAAAAUGUAAAAUGAGCAUAGUUGAAGAACUAUAUGUGUACUUAAACUCUUUCUUUCACAAAAAACACAGUUUCAGCUGAUUCAAUGUCCUCCUGCUCACACCCAAUUUCAGAUUCCAAAAAUCUGGUGGCUUAACCUUCCUGCAAUGUGAUUGACCACUUCAUGUACAAAUGCAAAUCUUUCAAUAGCCCAUCACAAAAAGGUUCUAACUUUCAACUCUUAACACUCAUCCAACACAAGAACAACCACAAAUUGUGAAUAAAAAUGCAAACUUUCCAUCUGGGUAUUGUUCUAUAUUCUCUCCAAGAUUAAAGAUUUGACCCAAUUCACCAUCAUGGACUUCAAGCCAGAGAAGCAAGUCAGGUUUUACACUGGAGGAGAAAAUGGGAAGUCAAAGUUUGACUUUGACCAUUCAUGGCAAAUCCCAGAUAAACAGUUACUACCUGAACACAAGAUUUCAGCCCCAUUGUUGAUGAAUGGUGGCAAAGGUAGAAGUAUUAAACUAGGGAGAUCUAGGGUUCAUCCAGAAGAAACUAAUGAUUCAAAGGGGAAAAGGGUUUUGGAUCCUGGAAGUGAUGUUAUUUUACAAUGGAACAGGAUUUUUCUUUUUUCUUGUUUAGUGGCACUUUUUGUGGAUCCAUUGUUCUUUUACCUUCCUUCUGUUGAAAAUGAAGGAGGGUCUUCUUGUAUGUUGUCUGAUUUGAAUUUAGGGAUUGUUGUUACGUGUUUGCGAACGAUGGCGGAUAUAUUUUAUAUGUUGAAUAUAGCUAUAAAGUUCAGGACUGCUUAUGUUUCGCCGAGUUCUAGAGUGUUGGGUAGAGGUGAACUUGUUAUGGAUCAGGAGAAGAUUGCGCGGAGGUACUUGAAGUCCAAUUUUUUUAUAGAUCUUGUUGCAACAUUGCCUUUACCCCAGAUUGUCAUAUGGUUCAUUAUCCCAGCAAUAAGAACCCCGAGUGCCGAUCACACCACCAAUGCUUUAGUACUUAUCGUACUCCUCCAAUAUAUUCCAAGACUUUAUCUGAUUUUCCCUUUAAGCUCUCAAAUCAUCAAAACUACGGGAGUUGUCACCAAAACUGCUUGGGCCGGUGCAGCAUAUAAUCUUGUAUUAUACAUGUUAGCUAGUCAUGUUUUAGGGUCAUCAUGGUACUUGCUGUCAUUUGAAAGGCAUGCAACAUGUUGGAAAUCUACUUGCAGAAACGAUAAUAAUCCGAUGAUGUGUUCACUUCGUUAUUUGGAUUGUGGUUCGUCAAACGACGAUGAGCGGAAGAAAUGGGCCAAUGGGACAAAUCUUUUUCAAAUCUGUGAUCCAAACAAUGACACGGGUUUCCGAUAUGGGAUAUUCGGACCUGCUGUUGCAAAAGGUGUUGUUUCAUCCAAUUUCUUUGAAAAGUACUUCUAUUGCUUGUGGUGGGGCUUACAAAACUUGAGUUCAUAUGGACAGAAUUUGGCCACAAGCACGUUUAUUGGAGAAACAUCGUUCGCCAUACUCAUCGCCAUCAUGGGACUUGUACUAUUUGCCCAUUUAAUAGGAAAUAUGCAGACCUACCUACAGUCCAUCACUGUAAGGCUCGAAGAAUGGAGGCUUAGACGGAGGGACACUGAGUCAUGGAUGAGACAUCGACAACUACCCCAUGAUUUGCAAGAACGUGUUCGUAAAUUUGUGCAGUACAAGUGGCUUGCGACACGCGGUGUUGAUGAAGAAUCUAUUUUGCGCAAUUUGCCUUCAGAUCUUCGUCGAGACAUACAACGCCACUUGUGUCUCGACCUUGUUCGACGUGUCCCAUUUUUCUCUCAAAUGGACGAUCAACUACUCGAUGCUAUAUGCGAGCGGUUAGUUUCAUCACUAAGUACUCAAGACACAUACAUAGUACGCGAAGGUGAUCCCGUCUCAGAGAUGCUUUUUAUCAUCAGAGGAAGACUCGAUAGCUCCACCACUAACGGAGGCCGAACGGGUUUUUUCAACUCAAUUACUUUAAGGCCAGGUGACUUUUGUGGCGAAGAAUUGCUUGCGUGGGCCCUACUCCCUAAAUCCACUCUAAAUCUACCAUCUUCCACAAGAACCGUAAGAGCAUUAAGUGAAGUUGAAGCUUUUGCUUUACGCGCAGAAGAUUUAAAGUUCGUUGCCAAUCAGUUCAGACGGUUGCACAGUAAGAAACUUCAACACACCUUCCGGUUUUAUUCGUAUCAUUGGAGAACGUGGGCCGCGUGUUUUAUUCAGGCUGCUUGGCGCCGAAUCAAAAAGAGAAGAAUGCAGUGGAAUUUGAGCAUGAGUGAAUCAUCGUAUCGUCCUGAUGAUGACGAUGACGUUCAUCAUCAUCGUCCUCAUCAUCGUGAUCAUGAGGAUGGACAUGAAACCGAACAUCAUGAUGAUGCGUCGUCAUACAAUCCGAAUCCGCUCAAUGUCACGAUAUUAGCUUCGAGAUUUGCUACAAACACGAGGCGAGGAAUCUUGAAAACAAAAGAUGUUGACUUGAUCAAGUUACAGAAACCUGAAGAACCUGAUUUUUCUGCUGAUCCAGAAGAUGACUAGAUUUAAAUUAUACAUGAUACAUGGUACAACAUACUUGUGUAGUUAUUUAAGUUGGUACUUGUAUAAUUGAUAGUGUGUUUAUAUGUACUAUUAAUUAAAUGUUCAAACAAACAUGAUUCAAAGGUUAGUAAACAUUAACUCUGUUGCCAUUAA